Molecule: messenger RNA, 1329 nt
Organism: Heterocephalus glaber (naked mole-rat)
Lineage: Eukaryota; Metazoa; Chordata; Mammalia; Rodentia; Bathyergidae
Gene: Bpifa1
Product: BPI fold containing family A member 1
Biological process (GO): innate immune response; surfactant homeostasis; antimicrobial humoral immune response mediated by antimicrobial peptide
Molecular function (GO): lipid binding
Source: RefSeq, a predicted model, not a curated record
AGACCGGGACAGCGGCUGAGAUCUUGCGAAACCCAGAUACCAAGAGAAAUGUUUCAAAUUGGGGGCCUCAUUGUCUUCUGUGGGCUGCUGGCCCAGACCACAGCCCAGCUUGGUGGUGGCCUGCCAUUGCCACUGGGCCAGGGGGUGCCAUUGCCACUGGGGCAAGGCCAGCCCUUGCCCCUGGGCCAAGGCCUACCCUUGUAUGUGACACCAGCUCUGUCCUUGAAGCAUGAGGAUCCUCAGGGAAGCCUGACUGGCGCCCUCACCAAUGGCCUGCUCUCAGGGGGUCUGUUGGGCGUUCUGGAAAACCUUCCACUCUUAAACAUCCUGAAGCCUGGAGGAGGCACUUCUGGUGGUCUGCUUGGGGGCCUGCUUGGAACUCUGACUUCAGGGAUUCCUCUCCUGAACAACAUCAUUGACUUAAGGAUCACUAAUCCCCAGCUGCUGGAACUUGGCCUUGUACAGAGCCCUGAUGGCCAUCGCCUCUAUGUCACCAUCCCUCUGGGCCUGAACCUUGAAUUGAAAUUGCCCCUGGUCACAAGUCUAUUGGAGCUGAGCCUGAGGCUAAACAUCACUGCAGAAGUCUUAACCAAGAGAGACAACCAGGGGAGAGUCCACCUGGUGAUUGGUGACUGCACCCACUCCCCCGGCAGCCUUCACAUCUACCUGUUUAAAGGAAUUGCUCCUCAGCCUGUUCAAGGCCUUCUAGAUGGCCUCACAGAUAUCCUCAAUAAAGUCCUCCCUGAGCUGGUGCAGGGCAAGGUCUGCCCUCUGGUCAACGAGGUGCUCAGGCUCUUGGACAUCACGCUGGUUCAUGAUAUUAUUGAGUUACUGCUCCAUGGGGUACAAUUUGUCAUCAAGGUCUAGGCCUCCCAGGAAGGGAACCUGCCCUCUGCUGAGCUGAACCAUUUCUUGCUCCUGCCCAGAGUCCAGAAGGAUGGCCCAUGCACUGGGAAAUGACAAGGCUACUUUAUCCCCAAGGAACCUGCUCACCCUCCUUUCUCACCAGCCAUGAAAACAUCCCGUGGUCCACACCAAAUAAACUUGCUUUUCUUCUGCACUUAGGUCUCAUUCUUCACCAUCAUGUGAUGGUGCAUGGGCUGCAAAGAGCCUUGGCCUUGGUGGCUGGAGCCACCCACCAGAACUUCAAAACUUACAUCACGAGUCUGAGUGGUCUUGAAUAGGUCACAGAAGUUCAAGUGUGUGUAGAUUUCACACAACUAUCUUGCUCUUCUCAGGAAGGAUACAUAGGGGCCUGGGUAGAGGGAAUACUUCAGGCACAGAUGAUGACAAACAAAGCUGCCACCAAGAGACAUUCUGGAGGUGGGC